Poecilia latipinna (sailfin molly) is the source of this 3595-nucleotide messenger RNA. It is a transcript of the gene cadm4, whose product is annotated as cell adhesion molecule 4. The transcript is spliced from 9 exons. Gene Ontology annotation, biological process: homophilic cell-cell adhesion; regulation of wound healing; regulation of Rac protein signal transduction. NCBI's taxonomy places the organism in Eukaryota, Metazoa, Chordata, Actinopteri, Cyprinodontiformes, Poeciliidae. Gene Ontology annotation, cellular component: cell-cell contact zone. The record is from RefSeq and is a predicted model, not a curated record. Bases 523 to 1812 code for a protein of 429 amino acids. Gene Ontology annotation, molecular function: vascular endothelial growth factor receptor 2 binding.
AGAUAUUUCCAGCUGUCUAAAUGAUUUCUUCUUAUAGACUAGCACAAGUUGCUAUAGUCUGUUGAGAAACUGCCACGUUAACUCCGUCUCUUGAUGAUUUUUGAUGUAGAAUUUAAGAUACUAACUCUGUGGUUACCCAGAGCUCUUAGAAACUGCUUUGUUACCCACGUAAGCCUCUGACUGCAAGCUCGUCCUGUGUGUCCUUGCUACAAAAACAAGUUUCAUUGCUUGUGCUCUGAUAGAGGGUUCUUUCUUUAAGAGUUCUUUUAUUUAAGUGUCGUUCCCAAACAACUUGUGUCUAACAGCACUGAAGUAAAAGCCGAGCUGCCUCGCACGUGUCUGCAGCAUUGCAGUGGAGAACAAAUCCAAGUGCAUUGGUGCAUGAGUGAGUGUGUGUUCAGAGCUGUGUCUCUGUAGCAGUUCAGGCAGGGUUACAGAAGAGUCAUUGAUCAAAUCUGCACAGCCACUCACACUUGCAGGCUCAGACAUACACACAACACACAUCUUCGACCUGAAUACACAAUGAGGCCUGUCCGGAGCUCUGGCCUCUGCUGCCUCCUCCCUGGAUCUUUCUCGCUGACUCUGCACAGCCUCGUCCUGGUCCUGCUCUUACUCUUCAUCACUCCCCGAUGCCAAGCAGUGCAAGCAGAGAAUGUGACAGUCUUGGAGGGAGGCACUGCCCAGAUCUCCUGCCGCCUGCAGAACUACGAUGGCUCAAUUGUGGUCAUCCAGAAUCCCCGCCGGCAGACUCUCUUCUUCAACGGCACGAGAGCUCUGAAGGACGACCGUUUCCAGAUGGUGCUCUUCACGCAACGGCUGGUGCGCAUCACCCUGACCAACGUCAGCGUGUCCGACGAGGGAGGCUACUUCUGCCAGCUGUACACGGAUGCUACGCACCACCAGGUGGCGACGCUAUCUGUUUCCGUCCCUCCAGAAACCCCGACGGUGGAGGUGAAGCAGGAGGCCGUGGAGGGCGGCGAGGCCGAGCUCACCUGCGUGUCGCCGCGGAGCAAGCCGGCCACCACCCUGCGCUGGAUGCACAACGGCCGCGAGAUACCAGGUGUUGUGUCGCAGCAGGACAAUGGGAAGACAUUCAGCGUAUCCAGCACCAUCCGCAUCCCAGUGGAGAGGAAAGACAACGGCGCGGCGCUGAACUGCGAGGCAAUCCACCCUGCGCUGAGUGGCCAAAAGAGGGUUCGACAUUAUCGGCUGGACGUGUAUUUUGCUCCCACAGUACGGAUUGUUUCUCCCACAGGGAUUUUGCGUGAGGGCGACUCGCUCAGCCUCACCUGCUCUAUCACUGGGAAUCCUUUGCCAAGAGACAUCCUGUGGUCCAAGAUAAAUGACACUUUGCCUGAGAGAGCAGAGAUUUCUGGGCCUACUCUUCAGAUUUCCCGUCUCAGCCAAUCACACAACGGGACAUAUUUGUGCCAAGCCCAGAACAACUUCGGUCGUGCAGCUGAUCAUUACACCCUGUUGGUGUACGAAAAUGUGUCAGUCACUACCAUGGCCCCUACCACUUCACCCAUCCAACCUACUAGCACCCCUACUAGCAGCUUUCUGGACCCAGAAGACCCUGGCGCAGUGGUUGAGACUCACAGCGCAGUACCGUAUGCAGUGAUAGGUGGCGUUCUGGCCCUUCUGGUUUUCACCGUCAUCUGUGUCCUCAUUGUCACCAUCUGGUGCUCUGUCCGGCAGAAAGGCUCCUAUCUCACCCAUGAGGCCAGCGGCUUGGACGAACACGGCGAGGUGCAGGAGGCCUUUCUCAACGGGAACGACGCCAGCCAGGGCAAGAAGGAGUACCUACUGUAGCCCUUCGUUUUGUUAAUCCCUUCUCUUCUGACCUCAUACCCCUACCCCUCCCUCUCCCUGCCUCCAACCUUAUAUACAGUAUAUAUAUAUAUAUAUAUAAAUACACACACACACGCACACACGCAAACACUCUGACACAAUUCGCCAUAACAGGCAGCCUUCUGAAAGCGACUGUACUGCACAUAGCCAAUCCAUCACACUCCAUUCCACUCCAUCUCCUCCAUAUACACUCGCAUAACCCAAGAGACAGACCGAGAGACGGAGAGCCUCUUGGCCCCACCAGACAUCAACGACUGUGCCAUAUGCAGUACUGUAAGUCCCGGACUGCUGGAGGGAGCGAAGGAGCGGCGACAGAGUGAAGUGAAUGUAGGCAAAAGCGAAAUGAUCCCAUAAUUAUUUAGAUCAAGAAGGAAGAGGGCCACACAAUGAAAAGUGGCCCCUCUCUGCCUCGCCUGUGCAGCCGCCAAAGUGGAAGGGGAAUUAGAGGCAGAUGACUGCUGUAAUUCACCGCCUGGAGAAUAGAAGAAUCUAUUUCACAAAGCCCAAUCUCUAACCGAAGGGGACAGCAGGAGAGCUGCGCAGAGAGGAGGUGGUGGAGGGGAAACUUGAGCAGAAGCUACUUUGUGCUCGAUGGUAAAUUACAGAGAUUUUUCAUAUUACGGUCGUGUCUCAUCGACGGAGCACAGCUUGUCCAUAAUUCCCUACCAAAGCUGCGAGAAGUAUCUGGACUGUGGCAAUAAGCUGAAUGUCUUGUUGUUUCGCUAGUUUUUAAAAGAAAACUUAAAGUGGUCCCCCCUCCUUUCAGUUCAAGAGUGAAAUAAAAAGGUGACUCUCAACAUCAUCUCCGUACACCUGUUACCAUGCUCUCCUCUCUCUCUUUCAAUCCCUCUUCUUCUCAGUGUUUCCCCCCCUCCUCUACCGUUCCCCUGUUGUUGGCCCCGUAAUAAUGAAAGGAUUAGCGUCGGGCUGCGUUCCCAAGGAGGAAGAAAGGAAUAUGACUUGCAGAGGCAUUAAAGAGAAGCUUAAUUAUUUUAGAAUGUCAUUAAGCGGAUAAAAAGGUUUAAAAAGUUCCAAUAAAAAGACGAGGGGAGCUGUCAAAAAGGAGCAAAGAAGAGAACAACACGGGCGUAUGCAGCUACAUGCACACAUCCAUACAUACACGUCCACAGAACAAGUAUACAUAUCUCUGAAUUCUUUGUUUGUAUAAAAAAGAACAGUGACAUGAGUUAAAUUAAACUUUUAAGAAUUAAGAAAACUGUUUACUAUUGAAACGCAUUAUAAAGCAACUAUACUAACACAGAAUAUUAGCCUUUAGAGGUGCAACACCGAACAAACUACUGUCCAGUGAUCUUUAAAGAAAAUAUAAAAAUGAAAAAAAAAAAUUGUCUUUAUGAAAAAACACAGGUCUUAUUGAUUUUUNUNUAAAAAUAAUUAUUGCUAUUAUUUGAACAAUUCUGAUUGUUGUUACUGUUAUUAUUAUUGCCGUUGUUAUUAUUAUAAUUGUAAAUGUUAAAGAAAUGUACACUUCCCAUGGUUUGUUUUUGGGUUUACUGUAGAAAAAAUAAACUUGCUGUCAUUUUUCACUCUUUUUCCUCUUUACCUUUCCUCUCUUUCCCAGUAUUUCUCUCUCUUUGUCUCCUGUGCCUAGUUGUCUCUUCUCUUGUCUUUCACACCUGUUUAUUUUAGAGUCCAUGUGCCACUGUUGAUAUAUAUAGCUAACUAUUUCUUUAUAGGGGAAAGAAACAAAGCACGACAAAAUAAAAAAAAAAGAACACAAAAAUAA